Molecule: messenger RNA, 837 nt
Organism: Solanum pennellii
Lineage: Eukaryota; Viridiplantae; Streptophyta; Magnoliopsida; Solanales; Solanaceae
Exons: 2
Coding region: 1-837 (278 amino acids)
Source: RefSeq, a predicted model, not a curated record
AUGAACACUAGAAGGAAUGCUGGUCAAGGGAGGGGAGGAGCAACUGCUGGGGGUAACCAAGUUCCACCCCAGGUUCCAGAUGAAGGAGUGGCUAUACCAGUUAACCCAGAUGGGUUGACUGAUGCAGAGGUGCGAACCGCUCUCGCUCAGAUCGCUCAAGCCAUCACUAUGCAGGCCCAGGCAGUGACAGCCCAGGCCAACAUCGAAGAUGUUCAGUGGGAGAACCCACCCGAGUUUAUGGAUGAGGUACAUAAGAUCUUGGUUUCCAAGGGGGCCACAGAUACUGAGAAGCCUAAGCUGGCUUCCUAUAGGGUCAAGGAUGUUGCACAGUCUUGGAGCAAGAUGUGGCAAGAUAGCCGACCUUUGGGCGGAGUUCUGGUGAUGCGGGAGCUAUUUAAGACAGCCUUCCUGGAGAGAUUUUUCCUCAGGGAGAUGAGGGAGGCCAAGGUUGAGGAGUUUAUCAACCUUAAACAGGGAUCGAUGACAAUCAGAGAGUAUUCCCUGAAGUUUGUGAAAAUAACCAGGUAUGCCACUUCUGUUGUAUCUAAGAGAAGGAAUGAGAUAAGUAGGUUCCUUACAGGAAUCAUGGGAGAUCUGGAGGAAGAGUGUCCAUCUACGAAGCUCCACGAUAACAAGGACCUCUCCAGGUUGAUAGUACAUGUUAAGCUGGUAGAGGACAGCCGGAAGAGGAGGGGUGUCUGUGAUAUUAGGAGGCCUAAACCUUUUGAUCAGGCAGGUCCUAUUAAUGGUGGAACAAGAACAACUUUGGCAUCCGUGAGCAGCCCAAAUUCAAAAAGGCGCAUCAGAGUUCGAGGAACUCUAACUUUCAGAGUGUGA